Messenger RNA from Rangifer tarandus platyrhynchus (Svalbard reindeer), 1128 nucleotides. NCBI's taxonomy places the organism in Eukaryota, Metazoa, Chordata, Mammalia, Artiodactyla, Cervidae. The record is from the annotation of a GenBank genome assembly.
AUGGCGGGGACUCCAGGGUGCCCCAUCUUCCUCCUCCUCCUCUGGGCUGUCGGGCAGGUGAGCCCCUCCAGCGCCCACUGGAAGCCCACGUGGCCGGCCUACCGCCUCCCCGUGGUCCUGCCCCAGUCCACCUUCAACCUGGCCAAGCCGGACUUCGGGGCCGAAGCCAAGCUGGAAGUGUCCUCCGCGUGUGGACCCCAGUGUCAUAAGGGAACGCCGCUGCCCACUUACGAAGAAGCCAAGCAGUACCUGUCCUACGAGACCCUCUAUGCCAACGGCAGCCGCACCGAGACACAGGUGGGCAUCUACGUCCUCAGAAGCAGCGAGAGGCAGUCUUCCGGGAAGUCUCGGACGAAGCGGCAGAUCUACGGCUAUGACAGCAGGUUCAGCAUCUUUGGGAAGGACUUCCUGCUCAACUACCCCUUCUCGACCUCCGUGAAGUUAUCCACGGGCUGCACGGGCACGCUGGUGGCCGAGAAGCACGUGCUCACAGCCGCCCACUGCAUCCACGAUGGCAAGACCUACGUGAAAGGAACCCAGAAGCUCCGGGUGGGCUUCCUGAAGCCCAAGUUUAAAGACGGUGGUCGAGGGGCUAACGACUCGCACUCAGCCCUGCCCGAGAAGAUGAAAUUCCAGUGGAUCCGGGUGAAACGCACCCACGUGCCCAAGGGUUGGAUCAAGGGCAAUGCCAACGACAUCGGCAUGGAUUAUGACUAUGCCCUCCUGGAGCUCAAAAAGCCCCACAAGAGAAAGUUCAUGAAGAUUGGGGUGAGCCCGCCUGCCAAGCAGCUGCCAGGGGGCAGGAUCCACUUCUCGGGUUACGACAACGACCGACCCGGCAACUUGGUGUACCGCUUCUGUGACGUCCAGGAUGAGACCUACGACCUGCUCUACCAGCAGUGCGAUGCCCAGCCCGGCGCCAGCGGGUCCGGGGUCUACGUGAGAAUGUGGAAGAGACAGCAGCAGAAGUGGGAGCGGAAAAUCAUCGGCAUCUUUUCUGGGCACCAGUGGGUAGACGUGAAUGGUUCGCCACAGGAUUUCAACGUGGCUGUUAGAAUCACCCCUCUCAAAUAUGCCCAGAUUUGCUACUGGAUUAAAGGAAACUACCUGGAUUGUAGGGAGGGGUGA